AUGCUUUAUUCAGGUCGUCUGGUUCCUCUAUAUCGAUAUGCUCGAGGUGCGUAUGAUCAUUUUUAUACCACAUAUUCAGAAGAAAUUGGUACAACUACUCCUGGUAGUAUCGGUCGUUUCAAUUACGUCGCCGAAGGUGUUCAAUGCAAAAUAUAUGAUGCGAAAGAUUUUCAACCACAAUUUACGCUUCCUUUAUAUCGAUACGUCAACAUUCGCAGUGCUCAACAUUUCUACACGACCAGCUGGCAAGAAAUUGGCACAAAUGCAGUUGGUGUUACUAUUGGAGUUUGGAAAUGUGAAGGCAUUGCGGGAUACAUCUACUCGAUGCGUCGACCAGGCACAGAACCACUUCAUCGCUACUAUCACCGCAAUAAGAAUGCACAUUUCUACACGACGUAUGCUGGCGAAAUCGGUACAAUAACACCAGGUGCAGUUGGCAAAUUUGGGUAUACAUAUGAGGGUGUCGCCGGUUAUGUUGUAACGCCCAGUCGUAAGUCACACAAGCUCCUCGUUGAUUGA
Messenger RNA from Rotaria sp. Silwood2, 519 nucleotides. Lineage: Eukaryota; Metazoa; Rotifera; Eurotatoria; Philodinida; Philodinidae. The record is from the annotation of a GenBank genome assembly.